Messenger RNA from Paraglomus occultum, 509 nucleotides. NCBI's taxonomy places the organism in Eukaryota, Fungi, Glomeromycota, Glomeromycetes, Paraglomerales, Paraglomeraceae. The record is from the annotation of a GenBank genome assembly.
AUGGCGCUCGGAAAAUUUGGUCCAGAAGCUCUCAAGCAGCUUAAAACACGCAUUGUCAUUUCCAAAAGCGAUCCAGAUAAAAACGAAAAAGCAAAUAAACGACUUACUGGUACCAUGAGGUGGUUCGCCGCCUUUACGACUAUUUCCCUGUGUCUUGCCGGCUGGGCAGCUUUGGUUACGUUUGUCGUCAUGUUACCCUCGGAUGAUCAUGAUCCCAAAUGGACUGUGUGGAUGAGCGUAAUUAUUUCUGCUAUAAUUUUUAUAUUAGUUCUAUUUUGUAUAUCCAUGUGCGUAGAACGUUGUUUAAAAGCUAUGGGGUUGAAUGAAGACGUUUGCAGCAUUGCGGUAGCUUACGCUAUUGCUGCUUCCCAUGUCGUCUUUUCGCAUAUAAUUCUCGCUGACCUUUACAAAAAUUGGUAUGGAAUUCCACCUGAUGUGUAUCAGAAAGUAACAGCAAUCAUAUUCGCUAUUGGAAUAAACAUAGAAUUUUUUGAAAUAUUAGAGUCUUG